AUGGUCGUAUGUGAGGCGGAUCAGCUGGGCCCGGUUGUAGCGGGGGCUGACCCCGCCGCCUCGUGCCGCGAUGUUCCCGGUGAGAACACGGGCUUGAUCAUCGAAAUGAUGGGCGAUAUGGUAGAAUCUGUGCCUGGCACGAUCGCGUGCCUGACCCAGCAGCCCGAUAGCGGCAAAAUCAUUUACACUUUUCCUCUCCUUACGGAAUGCAUUUCCUCGAUAACCCAUCCCAACCAAAACUUCGCCAUGUGCAAAACUAUUAGCUACAAGAGGAGCCGGUGCGUCUCGUGCAAAAGGGAUAUCGUCAAGAAGGACAAACAAGAGAUCUGCGACAAGGCCGGUGGUAAAUACGGCAAGUGUGGCACCACCACCAAAGUCACCAUGGCCGCCCCGUGCCCCAGUCCCAAGUGCGUCCAAAUCAAAUAA
This is a messenger RNA of Chaetomium globosum CBS 148.51, 426 nucleotides long. RefSeq lists its product as uncharacterized. The transcript has 4 exons. The record is from RefSeq and is a predicted model, not a curated record. NCBI's taxonomy places the organism in Eukaryota, Fungi, Ascomycota, Sordariomycetes, Sordariales, Chaetomiaceae. Bases 1 to 426 code for a protein of 141 amino acids.